AUGACUGGACAACGCGUGGCAAAGCGCAAAACUCAUACCAAGUCGCGGAAGGGCUGCUUGCAGUGCAAACAGCGGCAUACCAAAUGCAAUGAAGCGCGACCACGCUGUGCCAACUGCGUCCGUCUGGAUAUAAGCUGUACCUUCCCGGCACUCGGUAGCCUCUCGACGUCUCCACACCCGGUUGCUGCCAUUAGGACCACUCCAAGCGUCGAUCAUUCGUCAAACAGCAGCCCCGGCGUGGCGUACGGUUGUUUUGACCCCAAUCUAGCUGACCUCCAGCUUCUCCAUCAUUGGAUCUUCAGUUGUGCCGACUCUUUACAUCCCAACAAAGGCCACAACGAUGAACUCAUAAGAAAGGAGUACAUCGAGCUCGGCUUCGAGUUUCCAUGGCUGCUCCAUGGCAUCCUUGCCUUGUCCGCUAUCCACAAGGCUUCCGUUCUUCUACCAGCAGAUCGACAAAGCCUGCUACUCCAAGCUGAUUCACACAUCAGCCAGUCUCUUGCAACCUAUCGGGUCCACCUCGAGUCACCCAACCUUCAAUGCGCGGUGCCCAUGUUUGUUCUAUCCUCAAUGCUGCUCACGUACAACUUUGGUUCCGCGCAACUCGAGCGACCGGAAGAUCCCAUUAGCGCACUCCACCAUUGCUUCAUGUUACUUCAAGGCAUCAAGGUGGUCGUCAUUCCGCACUGGGAGCAAAUCAAGCACAAUUCCAUCAUCGCCCGCAUGACAAACAUGGCAUCGCCGGAGACUCUGGACGCCUUGGACACGCUCGCAAGAGAAGACAAUUCGCAUGAGAUCCUCCGUCUCAAAGACCUCACAGAACUCCUACUCGCUAGCUCUGACAAGGAAGCAUGCGCUCUUGCAAUCGAGGAACUCCACGAAACGAGCCUCCGAUUCCGACACAUCUCUCCAGAGGACGAUGAAUACACGCUUCUCUUUCUCUGGCCUGCACGCGUCAAUUCACGCUUCUUUGAACUUUUUGCAGCACACAAUCCUGUCGCUUGCAUCAUCACGACACACUUUGCCGCACUGUUGGCGCAAUGCAGACCCAUCUGGUGGGUUGUCAAAUGGCCGCAGUGGCUGCUUACGGCGGCGGAGAACAUGCUGGCAGCGACGCCAGAUCUCCUCAAGUGGCUGGCUUGGCCGCAGCAGAUUAUCCACCCUCAUGCGAGUCCAAUGAUCACCCCAGGCUCGUCGCAUUGA
This is a messenger RNA of Plenodomus lingam JN3, 1203 nucleotides long. RefSeq lists its product as uncharacterized. Gene Ontology annotation, biological process: regulation of transcription by RNA polymerase II. NCBI's taxonomy places the organism in Eukaryota, Fungi, Ascomycota, Dothideomycetes, Pleosporales, Leptosphaeriaceae. Gene Ontology annotation, molecular function: zinc ion binding; DNA-binding transcription activator activity, RNA polymerase II-specific. The record is from RefSeq and is a predicted model, not a curated record.